Ilyonectria robusta is the source of this 1812-nucleotide messenger RNA. RefSeq names its product carbohydrate-binding protein. The transcript has 2 exons. NCBI's taxonomy places the organism in Eukaryota, Fungi, Ascomycota, Sordariomycetes, Hypocreales, Nectriaceae. Gene Ontology annotation, molecular function: metalloendopeptidase activity; zinc ion binding. Gene Ontology annotation, cellular component: extracellular matrix. Bases 1 to 1812 code for a protein of 603 amino acids. Gene Ontology annotation, biological process: proteolysis. The record is from RefSeq and is a predicted model, not a curated record.
AUGGCUGCUGAACAACCCAAGAGUUACCCUUCACCUGGAGAGGCGGAGAAGGUCCCUGUUGACUUGGCCAAGAUCAAGGCUACUCCGACUUUCUGCCCUGGAGACAAGCAAGAUGUCACCCAUGUCCACAACUAUCUCAAGCACUACGGGUACAUGCCGCUGUCCAUCGCCGCAUCUGAUGCAGCGGUGGACCAACACACAGGCACAGCCCUCAGAGCCUUUCAGGAGUUCUUCGCACUCAAGGUGGACGGGACCUUUGGUCCCGAGACGAGAGAGGCGAUGACCACAUCUCGUUGUGGGUUCCCUGACCUUUUGCACUCCGUGGGCUUCGCGACCCUCGGUCCCUGGAAGCAUCGCGACCUCAAGUACUGCUUUGGAACCCAGUCCACUCAACUCAGCGCCGACGUCUGCAAAGCUGCCAUGCGGCGGGCCAUGAAAACCUGGCAGAAUGCCGGCGUCGGCCUCUCCUUCACCGAGGUAGCUUCCAACCAGAACCCAGACGUCUUCAUCGAGUUUCGUAGAGCCAACGACCCUGACUACUCAAUGGUCGGUGGCGUGUUAGCUCACGCAGACUUCCCUCCGGGGUACUCCGUGGUUGUCACGCAGCUUCCAUUGCCUACUCAUUUUGACGAUGAGGAGCACAAGUGGGUUGACGGCGCUGUUGCCAAUGCCUUUGAUGUGGAAACGGUUGGGCUCCACGAGCUUGGUCACAUUCUUGGGCUUGCGCAUACAAAUGUCCCGGGAGCUGUCAUGUAUCCAUCUGUUACGCCAAACUUCACCAACCGCGCGUUGGCGGCAGAUGAUCUCAACGGUAUCCGAAACCUCUACCCGUACUGGCGAAACAUCGGCGGGACGUACUAUGGAAUCCCUGCUGUCGUCUCUUGGGGAGCCGGGCGUACCGAUGUCUUCGUCCGAGGGACUGACAAUGCCGUCUAUCACAAGUGGCAAAACGGCGAUGGUGCUGCUUGGGGGCCUGCAGAGACUGGCUUCGAGAAUUUGGCCGGGAGGAUAAAUGGAAACGUCACGGCUGUUUCCUGGGGCCCCAAUCGCAUUGACAUCUUUGGUCUGGGAACUGACAAUGCCUGCUGGCACAAGUCGUGGAACGGCACGGCUUGGAGUGGCUGGGAGAGUCUCGGUGGCGGAAUCAUUGGCGAUAUCUGCGCCGUUUCCUGGGCUGCUAAUCGCCUUGAUCUGUUCGUGCGUGGAAUGGACAACUCAGUCUAUCACAAAUACUGGGACGGCAGAGUCUGGGGUCCCAGUCCGACAGGCUGGGAGUACCUUGGCGGCAAGAUCCUAGGAUCUCCCAAAGCAAUCUGCUGGGGGCCGAACCGAAUCGACAUUUUCGUUCGGGGCACGGACAAUGCUGUCUUCCAGAAAACAUGGAACGGAUCCAUCUGGCAGCCAUCCGUGACGGACUGGAAGAGGCUCGGCGGUACGAUUAUGGACGACAUCACCCUUGCCUCAUGGGGAGCCAACCGUCUGGAUCUGUUUGUAAGGGGCACAGACAAUUCGGUACACCAAAAGACAUGGAACGGCAGUGCAUGGCUUCCGUCCGAGACAGGGUGGACUAGCCUUGGGGGAACAAUCAUGUCACGCCCAUCAGCGGUGGCCUGGGGAGGGAAUAAGAUCUCCAUUGCGGGCCAGGGAGUGGACAAUGCCGUUUGGGUCAAGAAGUGGAAUGGCUCAGCAUGGAUCGACUGGACCUCUAUUGGUGGGAUCGUUACGGACGAUCCAGUCGUUGAUCCGAGGGGAGGAGAAAAGUUGGCCAUCUAUGUUCGCGGCACGAAUGCAGCUCUACAUGUCUUCAACUGA